AUGUUCUUCUUCUUCGUCUGCGGCGAACAUACCUUCCAGAGCGACGUAGAGGGUUACGAAAACAUCAUCUGCCAGUGUCACAACUGCGGCAACAUGUCUGGUCACGUUCUCAAGCGUCGACCUUUUUUUACAUUUUGCUGGAUCCCCAUCAUCCCUUUCACCAUCUCCGGAUACAAGGAUAUAUCAUGCCACAUCUGCCGAUUCAACGAGCCCCUCGAGAGACGUCCAGACGUCCAGUCCAUGAAGAACGGUGGUGUUCCACCCCAGGCUCAGCAGGGCCAGCAGUUCCAGCCGCAGGGUUACCAGGGGUAUACUCCCCAGCAGCCUCCUGAUGGGCAGGCUUGGGGGAACGGUCCCCCAAAAAAUCAGCAGCAAGGUGAUAGGUAUGCCUAG
Molecule: messenger RNA, 393 nt
Organism: Geosmithia morbida
Lineage: Eukaryota; Fungi; Ascomycota; Sordariomycetes; Hypocreales; Bionectriaceae
Exons: 2
Coding region: 1-393 (130 amino acids)
Source: RefSeq, a predicted model, not a curated record